AUGGGUGCGAAGGAGGGAGGGGAAAGAGAGAGAGAGACCCUGACUGGCAAGACCAUCAACCUUGAGGUUGAGCCCAGUGACACCAUUGAGACUGUCAAAGCUAAAAUCCAAGACAAGGAAGGCAUCCUACCUGAACCACAGUGUCAGAUUUCUGUGGGCAAACAGCUAGAGGAUGGCCACACUCUCUCAGACUGCAACAUUCAGAAAGUGUCCACCCUGCACUUGGUGCUUCGUCUGAGGGGUGGUAUCAUCAAACCCUCCCUCCACCAGCUUGCCCAGAAGUACAACUGUGAUAAGAUGAUCUGUCACAAGGGUCACUCCCACCUGCAUCCACGUACUGUCAACUGCCACAAGAAGAAGUGUGACCAUACCAACAACCUGUGCCCUCAGAAGGAGGUCAAAUAA
Messenger RNA from Myotis daubentonii (Daubenton's bat), 405 nucleotides. RefSeq names its product ubiquitin-ribosomal protein eL40 fusion protein-like. Lineage: Eukaryota; Metazoa; Chordata; Mammalia; Chiroptera; Vespertilionidae. Bases 1 to 405 code for a protein of 134 amino acids. The transcript is spliced from 2 exons. The record is from RefSeq and is a predicted model, not a curated record.